AUGGAGAAAGGCAGCCCUCUGAGCCGUAUUGUUCGCAUAAAUAAGUUGCUGGGGAAAGGCGGUUCAGCCAUAGUGGUGGAGGCGGAGGAUACGGAUACCCAUGAGUUGUUUGCGAUGCGCAUAAUCCGGGUACCUGAAAAACUAGUAUGGGAUGAUGCAAGUGGGGCUUCUCUUGCCGAGGUUCGGCGGGAGCUUACCUUGCAGGAGGAGGGAGCACGGCAGCUAUGCGGCGUCAUUCCAGCAAGUAUGGUUGCCGCGAAGAAGGGCAUCUCAGUUCCCUUGUUCACUGCCGACAUUGCUGGAGCUCCUGAAGGCGUGCACGUUGGAGGAUAUUUUAUCUUGGGACGCGUACAGCUAAUGGAGAGGCUUUACGGUGCCGUUAGGCGCAUUAUCCGAGAUGCACCAGACGUUGUAUAUGGGGCGCGGGAGUACAUGGCUCGCCGGUUGCUGCAAAUUGUUCUUAAACUGCAGCAGGCAGGCCUCAGCCACAACGACCUGAAGUGGAGCAACAUGUUGCUGCGCUCGGACGGAUCAUUCGUUAUCGCCGAUCUGGGUUCCAUCCUCCCGUUUGGAAAACCGUAUAGACCCCUGACACUGUUUACGCCAGGAUAUCGUGAGCCACAUCUAGCUCUUACCGAAGUUUUCUCAGGGUAUAAGGAGACGCUCAUAAUCCCGCAAGCGAGCAGCGACUUGUGGUCCCUUGGGAUACUCUUGUACGAGCUGUUUACAGAUCGGCAGUAUCCAUAUGGAAGAUUCGAAGCGAAAGACGGGGAUGAUCAAGAAGCUAUGCUCGCGAAAUGGCUUAUUGAGAACGACAGAAGGUCCGCCGAAAUCUUACCCGAGCUAGAGGCUGAGAAUGUACCACCUCUGUGGAUGCAACUUAUUGUGAGAUUGCUGGAGCCAAAAAGGACUCAUAGAAUAACCGCCUGGGGGAUAGUGGAGGAAUUUCCUGACCUAGUACGCAUUCCAGAAUAG
Molecule: messenger RNA, 975 nt
Organism: Eimeria mitis
Lineage: Eukaryota; Apicomplexa; Conoidasida; Eucoccidiorida; Eimeriidae
Product: Protein kinase domain-containing protein, related
Exons: 1
Coding region: 1-975 (324 amino acids)
Biological process (GO): mitotic DNA damage checkpoint signaling; protein phosphorylation
Cellular component (GO): cytoplasm; nucleus
Molecular function (GO): ATP binding; protein serine/threonine kinase activity
Source: RefSeq, a predicted model, not a curated record